Messenger RNA from Tripterygium wilfordii, 1098 nucleotides. RefSeq names its product CBS domain-containing protein CBSX3, mitochondrial. The transcript has 6 exons. NCBI's taxonomy places the organism in Eukaryota, Viridiplantae, Streptophyta, Magnoliopsida, Celastrales, Celastraceae. The record is from RefSeq and is a predicted model, not a curated record. Bases 169 to 651 code for a protein of 160 amino acids.
GGAUGGAUAAGAUAAAAUAACGUCUAAUCCCCGUGACGCUUCAUCUGCUCUGCUCUCUCUAUAGUUAGGUCACUUUCGGUUGUGGGUGUUCAUAAUCCGUGUAGCCGCUCUGGUUCUUCAAGUGGUCGUGGCUUUUGGCUUUUGCUGUGUAUCAUCCACUGAGGAAAAAUGCAAGGGUCGUUUCGUGCAUUUCUAUCCCACUCGAGCGUAAUCAAAAGCUCAGUUUUGCAACAUGUUCGCAUGAUGGAUCCAGUGUUGCGGCCACUUGUAUUUUCACGCUCUCAGUCUGUUUCAUCAGCCCGGAUUGAAGAGCAUGGUUUUGAAAGCACCACAAUUGCAGACAUAUUGAAAGCAAAAGGCAAAAGUGCUGAUGGCUCUUGGCUGUGGUGCACCAUGACUGACACUGUUUAUGAUGCUGUGAAGUCGAUGACGCAACACAAUGUUGGAGCCUUGGUGGUGGUCAAACCUGGGGAGCAGACAUCAAUUGCAGGAAUCAUCACAGAGAGAGAUUAUCUGAGGAAGAUCAUAGUACAGGGACGAUCCUCGAAGUCUACUAAAGUUGGGGACAUCAUGACUGAAGAGAACAAACUUAUCACGGUCACACCUGACACUAAGGUUCUGCGAGCAAUGCAAUUAAUGACAGUCAGUUGAUUGACAUUAUCAUGGAUGAAUUGCGUGAACUUGGAUUCUUUAACGGCUUGGCAGAUAACCGUAUCAGGCACAUCCCUGUGAUUGAUAAGGGAGGGAUGUUGGGUAUGGUGUCCAUUGGAGAUGUUGUACGAGCUGUGGUGAGCGAGCACCGGGAGGAGCUCGACCGCUUGAAUGCCUAUAUACAGGGUGGUUACUAGAAAUGAUGAUGAUGACAAUGAAAUGAACUUUACUUGCGAAACUCCUUUAGCACUAUUAAAAGCUUGUAAAUAUGGUUUGCUUAUGUUGUGUGCAUCUUCUGUUAAUCGUCCCAGAUGUCAAUUGCUGUGACAUGGAACGGUAGCAUGUAGCUAUCAGUCUGAACUCUGAAGCUUAAUAAUCAUCUCUGUUGUGUUUCUUGGCACCUUGCAGAUACUCUAUUCAGUUCAUGGUGAUUUGUCACAGCUUUUU